AUGCUGAGUGCACCCGAGUAUCUUCGCUUCAACUUGGAUUCCCUGAGAGAACCGAUGAUCGAUGCGCUAUCUUCUGCGCCUUUCACCCACCUACGCAUAGAGUCCUGCUCUAUGUGGUCUGACGAUUUUGCCGAUGUACUCAAAUCUCUCGCUGGAACUCUACAGGUGAUAGAGCUCAUCGAUGUUGCCUCUUGGGGUGAUCAAGACCCUGCCCACAACCUGGAACCGAUUCUGCAGUGUCUUAGACUUCGUCUACAAACCUUGGUUUUGGAUGAUGUGCGCGUUACAAACAAAGACUACGAUGACCCUCCAGGAAUACUCUGGCAUGGACAGCAGCAAAUCCAUGCAGGACUCGAUGUUCUCGCUGGCUUCGAUGACAAUGGUUGGGACUAUGACGAUUUGGACGACUCGUAUGAGGAUAGAAUCAGAGCCGUUGAGGAGAGAACCAGCAGCGAGUACUACUUCCAGACCUAUUUUCCGGACGGGAGCCACGCAGGCUACUCAGCAUAUAAAGGCGAGGAAGAGAGAAGCUUGGAAGGCUCCGAAAGAGAAUACGCCGAGUACAAGGCAUCAAGAGCAAGUGCAAAGGAGGCAACGGCAAGAGUUGAGGCUGGAGACAUCAGCUCAUAA
Molecule: messenger RNA, 630 nt
Organism: Aureobasidium vineae
Lineage: Eukaryota; Fungi; Ascomycota; Dothideomycetes; Dothideales; Saccotheciaceae
Source: the annotation of a GenBank genome assembly